This is a messenger RNA of Oncorhynchus gorbuscha (pink salmon), 2439 nucleotides long. RefSeq names its product protein S100-A16-like. The record is from RefSeq and is a predicted model, not a curated record. The coding region runs from base 160 to 630 and encodes 156 amino acids. NCBI's taxonomy places the organism in Eukaryota, Metazoa, Chordata, Actinopteri, Salmoniformes, Salmonidae. Gene Ontology annotation, molecular function: calcium ion binding. Gene Ontology annotation, cellular component: perinuclear region of cytoplasm. The transcript is spliced from 3 exons.
UUUAAGAAAAAACUAAAUCAAGGAAGAGAUUCUGCAGCUCUAGUUUGGCACGUUUUGGGGGGGUUCUCAAACCGAGGACAUAGACGGGAAAAUAAACACAAAAUUGGGCACAUUUUAACUGUUUUGCUUGCCCUGUAGGAAGUAUAUGAGAGAGCAGUCAUGGAGUCGGCCAUUCAGACUAUAGUUGGUGUCUUCCUGAAGUCAGCCAAGGGAAAGGAGAGUUUGGGAGGGAAUGACUUCCAGAAGCUGGUGAAGAGCCAACUCCACAACAUCAUGAUGGACACGGACAGCUCCGAGGCGGUGAAGAAAAUGCGACAGGGCCUGGACUCCAACCAGGACGGUAAAGUCAACUUCGAGGAGUACAUGGACCUGGUGGGCUACCUGGCAACCUCCCUGAGUGUGCAAUGUACUGCCGCCGUGGAGACGCCAGCCGAGAGCGCUGCCACCGCACCGGAGAUCGGGAGUACGCCAGCAGACGUAGAGGAAGAGAAGACAGAAGCGGAGGCACAGCCAGAGGCAGCCACAGCUGUAGAGGAAGAGAAGGUUGAAGUGGUAGAAAAGGUGGAAGAGGCGGAAAAUGUGGAGGAGCCAGCAGCAGCCGGGGAGAAGAUAGAGGAGGAGGCGUCAUAGGAGUUUACUACCGGUCCUGUCCGGACAUUACAAUUACACACCAACACCAAACUGAUAUACACCACACUACCCUAAUACACACUACAGUACACUAUUACAACCCACCCUUGAAACAGGUGUGCUGCAAUAAUACCACGACAUUACAGUAUAUGUUGGAACCCCACAAUAACACAUUUAUUUUCAUACACACAUACAUACACCCAGUAUUUGGUCCUAAAAUACACUAGUACACACUUCAACAUACUAUAAACCUCAAUCCAUACUUUCUUGAUAUACAGUAUACUUAGUAUUACUAACAUACAUUACACUAUAAUUACUUACAUUACAGCAGUACAUGCCAUUAUAUGUUGAUAUACUUCCCACUAUAUAGCACACUAGCUCAUUAUAUGGAUAUUUAAUACAUUCUGCCAUUGAUUGACAUGUGACAUUUUGACACACCCUCUGAAAUGUUGGCACAUUUCCACACAUGGAGAACUCAAUGACCUUGACCUACACUGACACACAUGCUACUAUGUGUGUCAUUGUAUGAUGCAAUACUAAAUUGAGUUAUAUUUGCAUUCCUUCGCUCUCCCUUUGCAUAUCUACAAUGACGUAAUGCAAAACUAUACUACAGUACAUUCCACAAUGUACAGUCAAGUCAGGCCAUCUCAACACGUUCUUCUGAGAAGGAUGCUUGGCUUAAUGGCUUUGCAUGAUGCAAGUAAGCACAGAUGCAUGGAUGCAUGCCAUAUUCUACACAGCAAAUUCUCUAGUGUUAAAUCAACACUGACAGUGUUACAUUUAACACGGGUCCAGUGUCUAUACGGUCCACACUGUCAGUGUUCAAUUAACACACUGCUUAGUGUAAAGCCUUAUUUGCAUAUUUCCCAGAUUGCCUUGCCUUUCAAGUGAAGUGCAGAGUUACCACCCAUGACAGUAUUUGUUCCUGACAGAAACAUGGUUGUUGCAUUCAUCAGUUUUAAGUCCUGUGGCCUUCACCAAAGUGAAGUCCUAAGUGAAUAUGUUCUCAUUAAAAUUUAAUUAUUUAACACAAUACAACAUGUAUUUCACAAGGCCUUAGUUUUACCCUAAUACAGUAACCUGAAACUCAUGGUUUACAGGCCACAUCAGGCCUGCAAGCAACAUUAUACUUGCUUGGGGAUAUCAAACAUCAACCACAACUUUUAUUCAGAUUGACUGCCGGGUUGAGAAGAUUACCAUCUUUUUUUAUUCCCUUUUCUCCCCAAUUUCGUGGUAUCCAAUUGGUAGUUACAAUCUUGUCCCAUUGCUGCAACUCCCGUACGGACUCGGGAGAGGCGAAGGUCGAGAGCCGUGUGUCCUCCAAAGCACAACCCAGCCAAGCCGCACUGCUUCUUGACACAAUGCCCGCUCAACCCAGAAGCCAGCCACACCAAUGUGUAAGAGGAAAUGCCGUACACCUGGCAACUGUGUCAGUGUACACUGCGCCCAGCCCACCACAGGAGUCGCUCGUGCACAAUGGGACAAAUGGGACAAACGGCCAAUUGUGCACCACCCCAUGGGUCUCCCGGUCACAGCCAGAGCCUGGUCUCGAACCAGGAUCUCUAGUGGCAGUGCCUUAGACCACUGUGCCACUCGGGAGGCCCGACCUAAACCAUCUUAACUGGAACAACCAUUUCAGUAACAGAUGCGAGAGUCCCAAGUAACAGAUUGGAUUACAUGCAAAAAACAUAUACAGUACCAGUCAAAAGUUUGAACACACCUACUCAUUCAAGGGUUUUUCUUGAUUUGUACUAUUUUCUACAUUGUUGAAUAAUAGUGAAUACAUCAAAACUAUGAAAUAACAAAUAU